AUGAUGCUCGCCCAUGACCGCCUGGCCUCCAGGGGCGAUUCAUCUUCCAUAUUUUUCCGCACUCUGUGUGCCGGAUUCAAACCACCACUUCAACAGACCCUACCCAUUGAACCCCCGUCCAUUUGUGAAGAAUUACCAGUGGAAUGGUCAAGACCAGAGCCUGCAACUUCCUCGGCCCCUCGUCGAAUGAAAUCACUUCCCAAGAACAUCCCCCGAGAGGUGCUCACAAAGCAAAUAUAUCAUCCGACGAAGAAAUGGGAGUGGACAUCGGGACUUGCCUUCAAAGACACUGAGCCUCGCGUCCCCCUUUCUUCUGGGACAAUGUGUUCUGCCUUCAUCCGAACUGGUUUAAUCGGCGAUCGCCCUCUCCAAUACGUAUCUAAACUUUGGCUCACCAAUGCCAAAUGGCAGGGAUUCUUUUCUGAGCUUGCCCUCUACAAAGUCCAGCUCAAGUCCCUCCAAGGCCGCAUAGUACCGUCUAUCAUCAACGUCUAUGCCACUGUGGGCGCGAUUGAUGUUGCAAUGGAGCCCCCACAUCAUUCGUUCUGGGUUGAGGCCUCGGCAGAUAUGCCCAAUGUUCUCAAGAAGCGAUGCAUUCGUGCCUACGAACAACUUCACACUGCUGGGGUCCUCCACGGAGAUGUAGAGCUCCGCCACAUGCUCAUCGGAGGUGAUGCUCGUGUUACCAUCAUCGACUUUCAAGAAAGCAGGGCGCUCAUUCCGAAUCCUGCGGUCAAGCUUGGCGCCGCCACACCCGCCCAGAUGCAGCUGGAAAUGCGGAAAGUCAAGUAUCGGCUUGACUACCAAGGAGCACGUGAUCUUGAGGACCAGAAAGUUAUGCGUAGCAAACGUCUCGCGCGUCGAAAUGCGACUGGCAGCCGCGAGCCCCCCUCGCAAGAUGACAUUCUCAAUCCACCGGUUAGCAUAAGGGACUGGGAAGGAGAGUGGCAUGCACCUCGACCGGACCCACAAAGAUUCGUCAUGCCAGGUCAGAGCACUGAAGAUUUGGAAAAAGCUGUCGAACGUUUCCUUGAUAUCCUCGAGAAGUUGGAAGAGGAGGGCGAUCCAGAAGAUAAAGAAUCGUUGCCUCCAAUACGCAAGAAGUCCCCCGAAUUCAAACUUCCUGCCCUUCCUAUCAAAACUUCGAAGCAAACGCCGCCUGCACCACCUAGACCACCGAAGCGAAAGGCUGAACAUAACCCUGACAAUCAACACAAACGUGCAAAGAGCAGUUACAAUUCCCAGCCACGUAAUCCUCCUCCUCCUGGACCUCCCCCACCGAUCCGAGCUCGCGAUUUUGCGUCGCACCCUUCAUGGAAACCAAAACCAGCUCUGCACCCUUCCCCACCCACAAAGCGAAAGCGGGAUCCAGAUCUGGAUCUUGGUUUGGAAGAGGAAGAAGACCAACGGCCAUCCAAACGUGUUUCGACAGAAAUUGACCCAAGCCUCUGUCCCCAUUCGACGUCCACAUUGUCUGUUGCCAGAAUUCCACCGAAAGCGGCAUCCUGGAAGGACGAUUCGUCUCGAAUAUCGGUUCCUAGUAUAUUCAAGUGGAUCGAGAACAUGUGGCGUGUCGUAUCUUAA
Messenger RNA from Mycena indigotica, 1584 nucleotides. RefSeq names its product Serine/threonine protein kinase. The transcript has 4 exons. The record is from RefSeq and is a predicted model, not a curated record. Bases 1 to 1584 code for a protein of 527 amino acids. NCBI's taxonomy places the organism in Eukaryota, Fungi, Basidiomycota, Agaricomycetes, Agaricales, Mycenaceae.